This is a messenger RNA of Mollisia scopiformis, 5598 nucleotides long. RefSeq lists its product as uncharacterized. Gene Ontology annotation, biological process: DNA replication; double-strand break repair via homologous recombination. Gene Ontology annotation, cellular component: chromosome; nucleus; cytoplasm. The transcript has 3 exons. Gene Ontology annotation, molecular function: four-way junction helicase activity; ATP binding; nucleic acid binding. Bases 99 to 5390 code for a protein of 1763 amino acids. Lineage: Eukaryota; Fungi; Ascomycota; Leotiomycetes; Helotiales; Mollisiaceae. The record is from RefSeq and is a predicted model, not a curated record.
ACAAGGCAAAUCGGACGGCAAUGCGCUUUCAACUACCAUAACGAGUCCAGAUUGAUAUCAAUGGGUCUGUCCAGACAUGUUCGCAGUAUAAGAUCCUCAUGACUCGACAUAAUCUCGACAGUCACAUUUCUUGGUUGUUAUCUCACGAAGUCACUUUUCCGGCGACCGUGUAUGCGACGAACUCAGCAGCACCAACUGCGGCAGACAUUGUGGAGGAAGAAUUCUGGGGAGAGGAAAUAAUACCAGGCCCGCCGAGGACUGCAGCAGUUCCAGCUCGCCAGCAUAGAGUCCUGACGAAUGUUGCUCAAGAGUUUAUACGACCUCCACUUCCUUCCGCAAAACCACCAUUGCCAGAGAUAACGAGAACGACUGGGGACAGUUCAAUGGGUAACUUAUCAUCAGCGUCCAGGUCAAACAGGCCUGGACUAUUGACGCAACACCAGCUGGCCACUCCAGCUUCGACAUCCGGCACUACUUCAUCUGCAGGAUCGCAUUCACGGGGCAGCGGCUUGACAAGGAACUAUGCUGCCCAAUUGUCGGAGGAAAAAGGAGAUACUCCUUCUGCACGAAAAACAGUCGAUCGGCGACCGGCUAGAUUUCCUCGAGCUUUCGAACCCCCACAGACUCCAGGACUAACUCCCCGAUCUACGGUAGGAGCGAAAACGAUCGAUUCCGUGGAUUUGACUGGAGAUGAUCGUUUCGCAGAUCUUGAUCUACGGUCAAGCAGUUCGGACGCCACAUUUGGACCACCGGUUGUUUUAUGGAGGGAAGAUUCUGCUUCAAGAGCGGAGCCUCCUGUCUUAGAACCCGAAGUCAGAACGUCAAAGAAGAGGAAGAGUGGAGAUAUAUCACCUGAACGCUCGAGGAGAGUCGUCAAACUUAGCAUCGACCGAAUCAAAACCUCUCAGUCUCAGCCAGAAAAUCUGGAUGGUUUCGUGGACAUCGACGAUGUUCCCAAGCGUUCGGCUACCAAGACACCUUCCGCUCAGACCCAGCGCUCGAAAGCCGUGCAACCUUGUGUUGAGCUUAACUUUGGUAUGGAUGCUUUAGAUGCGUACCAAAUCACAGAGACCAUCAGCACUGUUCAAUCCCGGACAAGAAAGAGUAUAAGCCGAGUUUCAUCGUUCACGAGUGGAACCCCUUCACGAUCAACACAUAUUCAAGAACAAUCAGCUCGCAGAAGCACCGAGUCGACCGGGACGAUUGAGCCUUGCAAGACUACGGUCCAGGUCGCAGCUUCUCCUGCCCCAAAAUUGAGCAAUUCGCAGAGUAACAAAGUCAACCCCACACCUCAAAAGUCUCGAAAGCGGCAUGUACAGAGGACUAUUCAGGACUCGGAGGAUGACGAAAACUUUUCAGACGUUGAGAAGCAGGCGAGCUGCUCCCCGCGUACCCCUGUCAAAGCUACUCCUCGAGUUGUCAAAGCAUCAAUUAGCCCAUCACAGUGUGAUCUUUCCAUGUUCAGUCCAGCCAAUAGAAAGGCUAUUGAUUUCACUGAUUCGAAACCAAGAGUCGGUAGCCCUCUCCGGCCCAUCUCGCGAAACAUUACUGUUGGCAGGAAUCAGCUCCAUUCUCCAGCUCGAAGAGACGUUCAAACAAAAUCGUCCACUUCUUCUGAUGAUGCUGAAUCAAAGUCAGAUCGCCAAGGGAAUGGCCAGACUCCAACUCCUUCUCUCGGAUUAGACGACAAGAAACUAGUUACCACCUUUGUAAAAGAUCUAUCCACCAUUAGUCUGUAUCACGAGCGUGUUAAAAAUUUAAUUGUCCGAAAUUCCAUUGCUGUCAUGGCAUACCACGACGAAGGAGCGCCGGCCCCCACCAACCUCAAGGAAGCACGGAAAGCAUUGCUCGACAAGGACAAGGCAUACAACGCGGCCAUUGACUGUGGGAAGCGAUAUCAAAGUUUGAUGAAUGAUAAGAAGUUGCUUGCUCGGCAGAUCUGGGAGCUUCUUGAAACCAAUACCGAUACCAGUGACCUCGAGGGUCAGCAGUCAGUACUCACUCUGAAUGCCAGGAAUCUUGAAAAUGAGAUAGUUCGGCUUCUGUAUGAUUCGGGCGCUGUGCAAGACGGAUUUGGGACCGGUUCGGACGAUAACAAAGCUCUUCCUUCAACGGAACCAUCCAAGAUCCCCGAAGCUUCAAUUCUAUUACCUUUCGGCUCCAGUUCGACAGGAAGUGCCCAGGUGAUCAUGCAAACUCAAUUGCCGUCAUUACAAUCGAGAAUAGCCGCGAGCCAUGAUGAUCGAGAUCUCGAAGUCUCACUCUCUAGAUCAUCUUCAGCGAAUCGAGGUCUCACCAACGUUGUAGAUACUUCACGGGACCAUUCGCCACCGCGUCCAGAAUUUCGAAAUCGAAACUCUAUCGUUGGCGAACCUGAUGUAUACCCUCGGACAAUGCAAAUUAACGUAACGAAAUCAUCAAACCAGCCAAUUUUCCAUCGCGACCCUUCACCUGCUGAAUAUGAUUUUGACGGAAAUGACUUUGACGAGUUGCUUCAAGAUGAGGAAGACCUUCAGAUUGCUGCCGAAUCCCAGAACGAAAUUGCGGAGAUCAUCGAAGAUGACUUUGGAGAUAGUGAGGAUGAUGUCGAGUUACUCGAAGCAGCCCAAGACUUUGAGAAUCGCCAGUCUCUCGCAGAACCUGUGACACGUUCUCGAAGUUCCCCUAGCAAGGAAUGGGCUUGGAAUGAGCGUAACGACUGCUGGAAUCUGCGGCAAAUCAGCGAAAAUGACAUGUACACCAAUGUGGAUGUGGACGGGUCUCUCUUCGGAUAUGCCUGGUCCACCGAUGUCAAAAUUGUCCUGCGAGACCGCUUCGACCUCACAGGUUUUCGAAAACAUCAGCUGGAAGCCAUCAAUGCUACCCUUGCCGGCAAAGAUGUUUUUGUUCUCAUGCCAACUGGUGGUGGGAAGUCUCUUUGUUACCAACUACCUGCAAUUGUUCAAUCUGGCAAGACUAAAGGUGUCACGAUUGUCAUUUCACCAUUGCUCAGUCUCAUGGAAGACCAAGUACAGCACCUACGCGAACUCAACCUGCGCGCUGGUCGAAUUAGUGGUGAUGUGUCCCCAGACGAGCGUGCACGCAUAAUGAGAAAUCUAGACGAAGAGCACCCUGAGCACUUCAUACAAUUGUUAUACGUCUCUCCAGAGAUGUUAAACAAUAACCAGACUCUCUCGAAGGCUCUGACCAAGCUUUAUCGAAACAAGAAACUAGCUCGGAUCGUCAUCGACGAGGCCCACUGCGUGAGUUCGUGGGGUCACGACUUCCGCCCAGAUUACAAGCAGCUAGUACAAUUGCGAGUUCGCUACCCAGGUGUUCCAUUCAUCGCCCUGACAGCAACAGCAACCCCCCAUGUGCAGAUUGAUCUCAAGCAUAAUCUGGGGUUGCCGGAUGAUUGCCUUACCUAUAAGCAGAGCUUCAACAGACCCAAUAUCUCAUAUGAGGUACGCGAUAAGUCCAAGAAAACAUCGGUUGAGGAGAUAGCGGAGAUGAUCACUACCACGUUCAAGGGCCAGAGCGGCAUCAUUUACGAAUUGUCCCGGGCUAAUUGCGAGAAGCUGGCCGAAGAGCUACGUAAGCACAGGAUCAAAGCCCAACACUACCACGCCACCAUGGAUGCCCAAGCAAAAAUCAAGGUCCAAAAUGACUGGCAGUCUGGCAAAGUGCAGGUUGUUGUUGCUACCAUUGCAUUCGGCAUGGGUAUCGACAAGAAAGACGUUCGCUUUGUCAUCCAUUACACCAUUCCCAAAAGUCUUGAAGGCUAUUACCAGGAAACUGGACGUGCUGGUCGAGAUGGCAAGAAAUCCAAGUGCUAUCUCUACUAUUCAUAUCACGAUGCUUCAGUGCUUAAGCAGAUGAUCAAUCCCAAGGAUCCUAAGAAAAGGGAUAAAAACAUCCAGCCCGAACAAAUAGACAGGCUACUGAAAAUGGUUCAGCAGAUGGUUCAAUUCUGUCAGAACAAAUCGGAUUGUCGGAGGCAGCAGGUUCUAUCAUAUUUUGGUGAACCAUUUGCUAGGGAGGCAUGUAGACGCACUUGUGACAACUGCUCGGAUCCAAUGCCCCACCAUCCAGUGGACAUGACCAAAUAUGCAGUUGCGGCGACCAAUCUUGUUAAGAGGGUAGCUGAAGAUGAUGUGACGAUGACUCAUUGCCGGUCUGUCUUUCGUGGUUCCUCUGUCAAGAAGGUCAAGGACCUUGGACACGACCAGCUUGAGGAGUUCGGAUCCGGGAAAGAGCUUUCUACUGAUGAUGCAGACCGUCUGUUUUUGAAAUUGACAAAUGAGGACAUCAUAAUGGAGGACCACCACUUGAACAGGGCCGGGUUUCCUGUCUCAUAUAUGAAGCUUGGUAAAAAAUGCCGUAAACUUCUUACUGGAAAGGAGAAAUUUUUCCUAGACAUGCCAACUAGUGGCAAAUCAGUGGCUACACAUCAGCAGAGAUCCAAACCGCAGCCGAAAUCCAGGAACGACGUGCAAUAUCCAUCUACUGCUCUCACAUCGCCGUUGGCCCCUUCUCCUCGAGCAAAUCGAUCUACUAAACUACGCGGUACUGUCAAAACCGGGACCGAGCGAGAGAAAUUCAUUGCUACCGACAGCGAAGACGAAGAGGACGCCUUCGAACCGGUAGCCGCCAGCAAAAGACGUACUCCUGCAGCGCGGCUUGGACCUCCUAUCACUUCGGAUGAUCAGUUGGCUUCCUUACCAGAUCGGCAUCGUCAACUCAUUCAUCAAUUCGUUGAGGAGGCAAAAGUUGAGGAAGAGAAAAUGCGGAACCGGGCCGUGGGCAGACAGCCCAUAUUCACAGAGGCUAACUUGCGGAAUAUGGUUAUCAGGUGGACCUUGACCUUGGACGAUAUGCGCAAGAUACCUGACAUCAAUGUCGACAGAGUCAACACUUACGGGAAGAAGCUGCUACCUAUAGUGACAAAUCACUGGGCCAUGUACCAAGCCAUGGGGGAUGACGAUGAAGAUCGCGACAUUGACCCCAAUCAUCAAAAUAUCAUUGAUCUGAUCACGGAUGAUGAAGAGAGCGAGGAGGAGGAGGACUUCGAGCUUGAGCCAGGGCUCGAAGAGGCAAUUCUAGCCGCCGAGAAGUCUCCCUUCUUCACCGCGUCGGCUACCGGUAAUCGAAAUUCAACGGGGAAGCCUCGAGGUGGCCGGGGCGGGACCAGAGGCUUCAAGCGAGGCAAAACGAAGAACUACGUGGCGAGGAAGAGCACUGGAUCAACCUCAGGUCAAAGUAACGCUGGAGUUAGGAAGAGGAACACAUCUGGCGCCUCCAAACGAUCGCGCGGGAGCAACCGCAGAGGUUCGAGUAUAGUGAGAUCAUUCAGUAAUCAGGGAGGAUCAAGUCGAGGAGGUGGUGGUGGCAUUGGCAUGAUGCCCACAUAAAUCGGCGGUCACAUCAUUACACUUCUUUUAUAGAGCAUUGCAGGAUGCGUGUAGAGUAUCAGGGGCAUAGCAGCAUCUUGGGGUUUUCGGCAGAAAAAAGGUUUUUAUUUUGAUGAAUGUUAAUGAUGGCGUCAUUGAUACCAGUGUUGUUGCUCUUCUUGGGUGGCUCAUAUGAUGUAGUUUGUUCCCAAUGAGAGUUUUGAGUUGC